GCCGGUGCGCACGGUCCGGUUCGGUGUGUUCAUGUAUGCGUGUGUGCGCGUGUGUGUGUGAGCAAGUACGUUUUUUUGGCAUUUUUUUUUUUUUUUUGUUCGUUAAUCGUUCCGUUUUUAUCUAUUUUAUUUUUUUGGCGUUCGGCGUCGACCGGCCGAUAAAUUUUACGGCACGGCACAGUCGUGUAAGUUUACCCCCUGUAAAAUAAUUACCUAUUUAUACGUCUUCGGGUUCGCGUUCAUUCAAACUGUCUCCGGCCAAUAUCCGCGGCCGUGUCCGCGUGUGGUUUCAAAUUAAAUAAUUGAAUAAAUAAAACGUAAAACGUCCGAAACGGUUUCGUCCUCCGAACGAGUCGAAGAUGAUCCACAACGACUCGUGUCGUCGGUGGUAUGGAGACAAUAUUGCCGCAUCAAUCCGUGGACCGUUUGACUGUUUAAAAUUCGUUUAGAUACAGUGGUGGAUUCGUGUGUGUGAUUCACCACCGCACGGCAAAGGCAUCAGUUGCGUAUUACGCAGCGGGUGAAAUUUAAAAAAUAAAAAAAAAAACACUGCUCGCGAUAUCGACAAAACUGCAGUAUUUACCAAACACCUCUGUCGAAGUGUCGACACGUCGUUUCGUUUCGGGGAUUCUGUUCGGGGCAAAACGAUGAUAGUAAACAUGUGUAACAAAACAUUGAUCGGAUGGCUGAUCGUCGGUGGAGCUAUUCUGUUAAUGCUGGCCACGGAGUUGGUAUCAGGAUCCAUUGAUCACAAAGUACCGGAUGAAACGAUUUCACCUUUAAUUGAAGCUACAUCCAUAAGGGGUCCUUAUUUUGACAAAGUCGCAUCAAAAAAUGUCACUGCAUUAGUUGGUCACACUGCUUAUUUGAACUGCAGAGUGAGAAAUCUAGGAAAUCGGACGGUAUCUUGGGUUCGACAUCGAGGUAUACACUUGCUAACCGUGGGUCGAUACACGUAUACAAGUGAUCAAAGAUUUCAAGCAAUACAUUCACCUCAGAACGAAGACUGGACACUACAAAUACGGUAUCCUCAAAUAAGAGAUAGUGGAUACUACGAAUGUCAAGUAGGCACAACACCUCCAAUCGGCCAUGCGAUGGUUUUAACUGUCGUAGAACCCAUAACAACAAUUAUUGGAGGUCCUGACAUGUUUAUCAAUAAGGGAAGUACUAUGAACUUAACGUGCAUCAUAAAGCAUAGUCCAGAACCACCACCACUCAUUUACUGGACACAUGACUCAAAAGAAAUAAAUUACGACUCGGCUAGAGGCGGGGUGAGUGUAAUCACGGAGAAAGGCGAAGUAACCACCAGUUAUUUGCUCGUACAAAGAGCGACCAGCACGGAUUCGGGAAAAUACACGUGUCAUCCAAGCAACGCAAAUCCUCACACCGUCGUUGUACACGUUCUUAACGGAGAGCAUCCAGCGGCUAUGCAAAAAGGUUCGAAGCUCAGUUUGAAAUCUUCACUAUCAUUCCUCAGCGUUGCUUUGGUGCUAUUUAUUAGCACGUGAUUUAAAAAUUGUAAAAUAAUAUUAUUUAUAAAUUAUAUGCUGUAAAAUACUGAAGUCAUAAACUAAAACUUUUAAAUUGUACUACAUUAUUAUGUAAUGUUACACGAUAAUAUAAUAUUAUAAUCAUACCUUUAUAAUUUUCAGUCAUACAAUAACUGUAUACUCAAAUUAUUGUUUAUACUAUAAAACUACCUAUUUAGGUGUUUAAAAGUACUCAAAUUAAAAAAAUAAACAAA
Molecule: messenger RNA, 1744 nt
Organism: Melanaphis sacchari
Lineage: Eukaryota; Metazoa; Arthropoda; Insecta; Hemiptera; Aphididae
Product: zwei Ig domain protein zig-8-like
Exons: 6
Coding region: 648-1508 (286 amino acids)
Biological process (GO): synapse organization
Cellular component (GO): neuron projection membrane
Source: RefSeq, a predicted model, not a curated record